Rhizophagus irregularis DAOM 181602=DAOM 197198 is the source of this 480-nucleotide messenger RNA. The record is from RefSeq and is a predicted model, not a curated record. NCBI's taxonomy places the organism in Eukaryota, Fungi, Glomeromycota, Glomeromycetes, Glomerales, Glomeraceae.
CUGGUAUUGUCUUCUAAAAAUGAAAAUCUUCAUUUGGUUUUGCCUACACUAAAAAAUAAUUAUGACCAUCUCAUUUGUAAAAUGAAUGUUAAAAAAAUAUUAUCUAAGGAUUGCUUUAUAAAAUUUAUACCCAAUGGCAAUUAUCAAAAAGAUUAUAUGUUAAAACAUGAAGGUGUAUCAAAACUUGAGGGGUUAGGUUGGAUAGAAUAUCGGACUUCAAUACGUGGCCUAUAUUAUGAUACUCAACUUUCAAUUGAAAUUGAAAUAAAUUCUAUUGAAAUGCAAAUAGAAUAUAUUCGAUUUGGAUAUAAUCCAUGCGAAAUAACUUACAUUCCCGACACGAGUUUUAUAGGUUAUUUAUUACCAGAUUAUCACGAAUUUUUCUCAAAUGUUCCAGAAACUUUCAAAGACAAGUAUUUUUCAAGAAAAGAAAUGGAAAAUUUACUUGAUUUAAAAGAUAUCCUUAACAGCUUAUAAUUA